CUGUGUGGCAGGCCUUGUGUUGUGCAAGACAGAGUUUUGAAAAGUAGCCCAGAACUGAUUGUUUCUCUCUUGGCUGCAGCAUUAGAGAUGGGAUCAUGUCUUGCUGCCUUUACACAUUUUCCUUUCGCUCUCUUUGGGCCUUAAAACAUGAUGAAACCAGAAACCCUUGGGAUACAGAAAGAAGGUUCUGUCUUCACUCUUCAGUCAAGGCAAGAGAGACUCUCGCUGUUCCUGUAGACUCGCCAACUCUUGAACCGCUUCCAAGUUCCACAAGUCCUUUCUAUCUGUGAUGAUCUUUAGUACCUGGAAUGGUGUGACUGAUAGACCAGGAAUCUUAGGGGAAGCUUUGGCAGUGCGGUUCAAGUCAGGAAGAAGACUAAGUUGUGCCAAUGGAAAUUAUCUCUAAGAGAGUGCAUGUUUAGAAUGGAAGCUGUGUACAGUGGUACCUCUGGUUACAUACUUAAUUCGUUCCGGAGGUCUGUUCUUGUUGUAGUUUAGUCGUUUAAUCGUGUCCGACUCUUUGUGACCCCAUGGACCAGAGUCGUCUGCGACUGGACCUAAUGGUCAAGGGUCCCCUUUACCUUUACCUAAGUCUAAGACAGCAGCAGCAGCCGCCCGUCUAUAGGGCCAUGCCUAUAUCUUUAUUUAAGCUAGCUCUAAAUUAAGUGGGCAAAAAGUCUAUUUCCCAGAUAUAUAAUAUUUUGAAGUCCACAGACAAAUAUAGUUAUUUCCCCUCACUUUCCCUUUAUAUUCACCAAAAACUUCCCUUUAUGCUCAAAAUUGCUUUUUAACUGCAGCUGUUUAGAAGACUUCUUCAUGUUUACAAUAUUUUUUUAAAAAAUGACUCAUCUGGGUGGUGCUGUUAUUUUGAGCAGAAUUCACGCCCCCAAGGGAGAGAUGAUGACUUGCGUGUAUCUCAAUUAAAUCUGGAACAGAAAUAUUUUGCAAAUGUUGCAUUUAUCCAGAGCGGGGAAGGACCCAAACAAAAUUAUUUUAGCCGGGGCUUAUUUUCAGCCAGAACUUCUGCCACCUCUCUGGUGGGCGCCAUUGCCAUUUAUGAGAGAACAAGGGAGGCGUUCGUGACUUCAUUAGCAAAGUGCCCAGCCAGAGCUGCUGACUCAAAACUUUGGACAGACAAUAAGUAGCAAAGCUUCUCAGCCGUUCUGAAAGAUAGUCAGCAACCGUGGCAUCUGCAGAUCUCAUGGAAUACGAGGACAACUUCACGGAAUACUUUGGGGCUUAUGAAGAGGACGAGCCCCCCGUGUCCCACCUCACUCACGCACAGGUGGCGUCGCUUGUGUUCCAUGGCGUGGCUUUUCUCCUAGGAGUGCCUGGCAAUGCGAUCGUCAUCUGGAUUAUGGGCUUUAAAUGGGACAAGACCGUCACUUCCCUCUGGUUCCUCAACCUGGCUAUUGCGGACUUCAUCUUCGUCCUUUUCCUCCCUCUCUACAUCACCUACGUGGCCACAGGCUUCCACUGGCCCUUUGGGAAGUGGCUGUGCAAAGCAAACUCCUUCAUUGCUCUCUUCAACAUGUUUGCCAGCGUCUUCUUCCUGACAGCCAUCAGCCUUGACCGUUACGUCCAUCUGAUCCACCCUGUCUUCUCCUACCGGCAUCGGACUCUCAAGAACACCUUCUUUAUGAUUGCUUUCAUCUGGGUUUUGGCCACGCUCAUUGGAAGCCCGGCGCUGUACUUUAGAGAUACCCUUACACUACACAACAAUGUCACCAUUUGCUACAACAACUUCCAUCCCACAGACAUCGAUCUUAUUAUCCUCAGACACCAUGUUCUGACCUGGGUAAGGUUCAUUUGCGGCUACCUCUUUCCACUGCUGACCAUGAUUGUUUGCUACUCUCUUCUGAUAUGCCAGGUGAAGAAAACUGCCACGCUGACCUCCAGCAGGCUCUUCUGGACUGUUCUGGCUGUGGUGGUGGUUUUUUUCGUUUGCUGGACCCCAUACCAAAUAUUCAGCAUCUUUGAGCUCUCUGCUCACUACGAUAACUACUGGCAUGACUUGCUCCGCGACGCCAUUCCUCUUUCUGUCAGCUUUGCUUUCAUCAACAGCUGCCUUAACCCCAUUCUUUACGUCCUCCUCAGCAAGAAACUCCAGUCCUGUUUCAGUGUGACGUUUUCAGAACUGGUGAAGCACACCCUCUGGGAAGUCAGCCGGUCUGGGACAGUCAGCGAACAAGUCUGGAAUUCUUUGAGUCUACAGCAGGGCGAAGCCUCUGAGCUGGAGACUUCUCUGGGUGAAAUCUCUCCCUGACGGGCACUCACUCUGCAAUAUGCCCCCCUUAUUAAGACCUAGACAUCAGAGGUGUUUGUAACCCAACGGUCACUACACAAGAGUAGCCAAGGUGGCGCUCCCCAGGUGGAACUCCUUUUGCUUUGACCCCAUUCAGCUGCCAUGAGCUGCAUAUUUUUUCUGGUAAAACUUCUUUAGUAAAAGGACACAUGUUUAGUAGCCGCUGUGAUGUCAUCCGCAUGUUGCGUACAGCCACUCUCCUCAUCCUUGACCAUUGGCCACAAAUGAUAGAAGUUGGAAGUCUGAAUGAGGUCAAAACAGCAGAAGUUCAUAAGCAACUUCAAUUGUUCGUAGGGUUGCCAAACUUUCAGGUCUCCAAAAUUCACAUGCUUGUGAGGAGCCAUCAUUAAAAUGUUGUGAUCUUUAUCCCAGUGCCAUUUAAAGUUUAUCUGCCAAUUUCUGCACAUCAAACUACUGUUAAAAGACACAAUAGAAAGCCUGAUAAUCUCCCCCCCCCCCAAUUCAAGCUACUGAGGGAGGAAAUAUGUUUGUGCAGGGGCUUAGGAUCAUGGAAGACAGUGUGUGUCAUGGAGGGUUCUUAUUUUAUAGUUCUUCAGUAUUAAAACAUUGUCCUUCAAGCACUCUAAACAAAGACAUUGAUUCCCCCUUGAAGUAACUGCAUAGGGAAAUGUCACACAAAACAACACGCAAAUGCACUUUUUGAUGUGCUUUUAAAAACAUAGUACCUUUGCAAUCUUUUAAAGUAGUCAAGUAUACUUUAUUAUAUAUUUUUUGGCACAGAGCCUUGCUGAACAAAACUGACAAUUUCUCUUCCCCUUUGCUUAUGGUUUUUUUGCUUAGUUUCUGCUGAAGAUGUCUAAGAUUAUAUAUAUUAAAUGCAAGGAUUGCACUGCUUCCAAUGAGGCAGGUUAAUCUAUAAGCCUGCUAGCAAGCUUUAUCAACAUUUUCAGUAAACCUGGCUCCUUAAUCCUAUAGGUUGUAUCCAACAAUAGUCCUCCUCAGGGUCAAAUUAUUGGAAUUAAGAGGCAGAACUACCGGUAAUUAAACCCAUUAAUUUCAGUAGGUCUACUCCGAGUAGGACCAGUCCCAGUUAUAGAAUUUGGCAGAGCAGUACAUUUGCACGUGAGGUUUCUGGUCCACUGAAAUGAUUUGCACAGAGACACAUUGAUCUGGGUAUUUUGCACUUCCAGAGGGUUUAGGGAAACAGUUUUGUUCUACAAAAGAAGCAAAGCAAUACAUUCACUAAGAAUGGCUUUCAGAGUUCAAGCCGCUUUACCAGUGCUGAUUUCACUUAAUCUCAGUCAGAUACUGACCUAGCUGCAUAAUAUUUAGUGGUAGCACCACUGUGUUCCUUUCAAAUUAUAGCAUACUGCCUGUUCUGACCUUAAAUAUGGUGGUUUCUUCAGCACUGCCACCCCAGUCAAUUGAUCCCUUUUUGCCUUUGCUUUAUUACUGCACAAGUCUUUUUUAAAUGCACCUUUUUCUUGGGUUUUUGUUUUCCCCUUUGCUUCGUGUGCCCCAUCCUGUCUUCCUCUGGGCUCCCUGUCCCUUGCCUUGUCUUGUCUCCUGAAAGGUCUUCCCAGUCUUUCGCAUCACCGGAAAGCUCCCCUUGCAAUGUUUUCAUCUAUGAAACCCCUCUGGAUUAACGUUUCACCUUGAAAUCCCAACUUCCCCUCCUCUCGCAAACUCUGGACGGAAAACAUGCUGACAGCUUUCUCCCCUGAGCAGGGAGGGACGUUUGUGGAUAUCAUAGCAGCUCGGAAACGUGUGAGGGGCUUUGCCACUGCAGUAGCGAUCCAUGAAAGGAGGACAGAAUGUAUAAUUCCAGUGGGACUUGUCUGUAAAAAGCAUGCUUGGAUCCUGUUUAUAGAAAACAAUUUACAUGUAAUUGACUGUGCAUUACAUUUCUUUGCGACGUAUGGUAGAAAUUAUUUACAUUGAUGUAGGCUGCAAAUGUGUUGCAGCCAUAUUUUUAAAAAUCAUAAUAUUGCCAAAGCAAGGAAACAGCAUUUGAAAUAAUAAAUACUUCAGAUUAA
Podarcis raffonei (Aeolian wall lizard) is the source of this 4302-nucleotide messenger RNA. RefSeq names its product chemerin chemokine-like receptor 2 (gene CMKLR2). The record is from RefSeq and is a predicted model, not a curated record. The transcript is spliced from 3 exons. Lineage: Eukaryota; Metazoa; Chordata; Lepidosauria; Squamata; Lacertidae. Gene Ontology annotation, molecular function: G protein-coupled receptor activity; complement receptor activity. The coding region runs from base 1202 to 2266 and encodes 354 amino acids. Gene Ontology annotation, biological process: positive regulation of cytosolic calcium ion concentration; complement receptor mediated signaling pathway; inflammatory response. Gene Ontology annotation, cellular component: plasma membrane.